CAGAUUAUACAAGCUGUGCGAGCAGGCUCAGUGCCGCGAGAAGCGCCGAGAGCACCGACACACGCCAGCCGUGCGCGCGGGGCAGCCGCAAAAUGGGUGGACCAGCAGCCCCACGCUCAUAUGCGGAGUACAAGCCUCGGACAGAGACCCUGCGGCGCGCGCGGCUUUAUGGCUGUUCGACGCGCGACCCGCUGCUGCGCAAGAUUCGGAGGAAGAAGCCCGCACCGCCUCCGAUACCAGAACAAAAGCCGGCGCCCGAACCGGUGCCGGUCGAUUUACAUGAAAGACUCUUCGCCUACCACCACCAGCGAACGGAACCGCGCCCCGUUGUCGGGAGGGAGGGCCACUUCUACGCGGGCAACGCCGUGGUGCCGCCCGGGAGUAUGCGGGGCGCCGCGUAUCGGUAUGGAGGGAGGGGCGCCUCGACCAUAGUGAGGCGGUCCGCGGACCGUACCAAUAAAGGAGUGCCAUCGGUCACAAGCUUCGAGGCGGCGUCCGUGUCAUUAUUAGCGGACGAGUGGGCGCCUCCUCUGAGGAACGAGACGCUGGGCUAUGUGGCCGGUCCAAGUACAACAUUCUCGUGUCGGUGCUGGCCCGACGAGGCGCGCUUCCCCGGCGCCGGGGCAUUUGCCAAAAACGUGCUCAAGGAAACGUUCCGCGGGUCCGAGUUCUACUCGUCGCAGACCACGGCUACGUUAGCCGAAGUCGGGCGUCGCAAAAAGGAACGGCUGCGACGGAGUCGGGCGAGGCCCAAGUCCGCCUCCAUUCGCAGGGACACGUACGGCCAUUUGGUCGAUGGGCGCGAGCCCGUGCCGCGCGGCCCGCAGCACGUGGACCCGCGGGCGCGAAGGCAACACCGCCAGACCAAAGCCACGCACGACUUCCACAGCGCGCGGCCCCUGAAGCGGCAGCCCCUCUUGACAACAAGGCGUCCUAGGUCGGCUCCAUCGAAGCGCCCUCCAACAAACACAAAUGAUGAUACGCACGUCUACCACCAGUCCGGCAAAAAUCUGAUCCUGGAGCGGAACGAGACGCGGGAGGAGGUUAUCAGAAGGGUCCAGCUGGAGCGGUUUCGAAAGGACGAUAGAAAGGCCCAGCUCAAGUGGCAGGCACUGAAGGCUUUUUUAAGGGCGUGCGAGCUCCACUUUUUGUUGGAUAGGACCGUUAUUGAGGCGGAGGCGCCUUUGCUAGUGAAGGUGGCGGACUUGUUUGAUGCUAAGAAGACCGUGUCACGGUCGAACUUCCGCGCGGCUGUGGCCAGCCUCAACGGUGACCACUUCGAAGCGCUCUGGGAGCACUUUGGUGGCGACGACGGUCUGAACGCGCUGGGCUUAUUACUCGCGUUGCGGUUGCUGGCGGACACCUAUCCCGGUACGUCGAGGAGGGAGCCUCUGGAAGCCAAGCUGCCCGGGCUGCUUGAGCUUUUCGAGAGAAGUGGAGGGGGCGUCGAUGACUUGUCGCAGCUCUUCUGCGUCGCGAGUAAGUCGGACGACGAACGCCAUUCCAUAAAGACGCUUCUGGAAUUGCGGCUGCGGCCCAUGGUGAAUGGGCUUCUGGGCGACGGCGUCCUGAGUGCGCAAAUCAUCAAUUCUGCUUUGUCCCGUUGCCCCGAGCUCUUCCACGCGCUCAAGGAGCAGGCGGCCCAUGCAUGUAUCGCGAAGAAUGUGGUCAAGACGGACCUGGGGCGCGCGCGGGACGCGGUCGCGAGCCAGUCGCCCGUCGUCUUCUCGGACGACGAGGAGGACCUGGAGGACGCCAUCGCCGACGACGAGUAUGUGGACGUGGACGGCGUCGUGCGGCCGAAGGGUUUGGGGGUGCACAACUCGCUGAUCAACUGGACGAACAAGGCCGUGCCGCUGGGCCAGACGGUGUAACUUGUGUG
This is a messenger RNA of Pelagomonas calceolata, 1882 nucleotides long. NCBI's taxonomy places the organism in Eukaryota, Pelagophyceae, Pelagomonadales, Pelagomonadaceae. The record is from the annotation of a GenBank genome assembly.